Messenger RNA from Physcomitrium patens, 755 nucleotides. NCBI's taxonomy places the organism in Eukaryota, Viridiplantae, Streptophyta, Bryopsida, Funariales, Funariaceae. The record is from RefSeq and is a predicted model, not a curated record.
AUGAGGCGAUGUAUGAGAGAGAGGAGCCAUGAUUGGACGGAAGGCCCAUUUGCCCACCCGGGCGAGAAAGCUAGGCGUUGCAAUCCGCGACGGUACGAGGACUCGGGGACAGCGUGUAGGGAGUUUCGAAAAAGGGAGCUCUCGGAGAGGCGAUGUGUGCGAGUUUGGGUGCAUUUAAGUAUUGAGUAUUGGCUGCAUUUGGCUCGGUACUUGGACGCAGCCAUGCAAGGAUGGGCAGAAUUAGCAUCAUCGAGUGUGGUUUUUGGUGCAUACGUCGGAGCAGCUACGGUGGAUGCCUGCGGUGGCAAAGGAGGCACAGGAAGCGACGACAAGAGAUCGGAGCACAAGGCAUCACGAAGGGUUGCCGCGAGCCGGUGCACGGGGGAGCUACGAUCGAGCGUCGAGAAUCUGUAAUGUGACUAUAGGCGACACUACAGUAAGCGGCGUAGUCUCGAAGGCUGCACUCACGGAUGCAUCAGGGGUAGGCACCUUGGUCGCCUGCGGGAGUCUUGCAGAAGUCGAAGAUGGAGCUGAUAUUGACUCCGUCAAUGAUGAUCCUGAUGGAAGGAGAGCCGGUGGUGCAGCAGGUGGAGAGCGGGCAAAGACAUAGGGGCGAGAAGCCCGAAGGACUCUCUGGACCUGGACUAGGUGAACUACUUAUCUAUGGGGAAUUGCUUUGAGUAAGCAGUGUUCUGUACGCAUUUAGAGUCCAUACACAGUUCUUUGAUAAGAAAAAAUAUGCAAGUGAGAACUGU